AAUUGGGGUAAGGAAAGAUUUUCCAUCUUCAUGGGAUCGGUUUUCGAAUCUAGGAUGAAUAAAUUAGACAUGAAUUUAGAUUUUAGCCAUGCUUGGAAAGGACAUUAGGGUACCUAAGGUGUUGUGUGCUAAUUUUGGGUGUAUUCAGUAAUAAUAUUAGCCAUGUAAAUAAUAUGUUUAACAUUUUUGACGGAAGUUUCGGAGCAUGCUGCAGAAGCGGAUUUUCCACUCCCCCAUGUCACAAAAUGGAGGUCGGAUUCCCCUUGAACGCUUGUUCGCAAACAUUAAGCGGUCGUACCCUUCAAAACUGUCAAAGUUAUUAUGUGUGUUGUUGUGUUGCCCUUUUAAAUGUUUUAUUCUGAACAAUAUGCAGAAUACGUGCAAAAGUGAUAUAUUGAACAUAUAAAUGUACACGCAGAACCCGUCGUGGGUUUCGUUUGAUCCACAACAUUAGGGAGGUUAAAGGAUUUAUUGGAAUUAUCAUAAGGCUUAUUGGAAGCAGGAUCCAUAGUGCUUCAUAAUCGCUGGGUUGAGCUACCAUUGGAGUGACUAACCAGUUGAUAGGAGUGGAGAUUUUUCCCACCCUGAGUGGGACUAUGUGAGUCUGAUCGAGAUGGCCGCAGACAGCGAUGGUGAUCUAAUUGAGACAGUUGUAACAUGUGAAGGUGACCUCAAGGAUCCUUGCUUCCCUGAGAAAUUUAAAUUGAUUGUGCAGGGAUUACGUGAUUUGCUUUGUACUGGUAAUGGUGAAUCACUGCGUGUUGCAAAGGUAGAGCCAUGGAAUUCUGUGCGGGUGACUUUCACCAUCCCAAGAGAAGCGGCACUAAGACUGCGUCAGCUUGCACAGCAAGGUGACCAUGCCCUCACACAACUUGGUAUUCUCUCAGUGCAAGUUGAAGGGGAUCAGGUUAUUUCACUACGCAUUGCUGGUCGUUUUGGAGGGGAGGCACAGGAGAUUGUUUUAAGAACAGCCAAUUCAGGACCUCAUGGAAGUGAUGGAAGUGGAGGUUCAUCAUCUGUCUCUGGAACCACUACCAUUGCUGCAGGAAGUGUGUCUGGGAAUUCUGUCCCCUCAACAAGCAAUGCAGCUGUGACCCAGGAUGGUGCAAGUAUUGCAGGCCCAAGCCAAGCAAGUAGUACUGUGGCUGGUCUAGCAAACAUUUUGGCUCAGUCUGUAGCAGCAGCAUCUGUGGGAGUUGGAGGAGUUGCAGCUUCCACAGAACAGUUCCGAAGCCCAAAUGUUGUGGCUCCGACAGAUGGUGAUCCCAUCCCUCCGUUUCCACCACCUAAACCCCCUUCAGAUUCUGUGCCUAGCCCUAAUGUGAUUUCAUCCACAGGACAACCUGUUGUGAUGCCCUCAACUUCUCGGGGUUCCACACAUCAUUAUCAUGCACCUUUCCCUUAUGCAAGUAUGAAUCAUGCAGCACAUGCCAUGCAGAGCAGGGCAUCAGAGCCAAAUCACCAUCAUCAUAAUUCUACACCUGGGACAACAGUUGCAGGGAAUUUUAACCAUCAUAGUUUUGCAGCACCACCUCCCCCUCCAUACCCUGGCCCUUCCCCUACACCCACUCCAAUUUCUAGUGGAAGUGUUAGUGGAAAUGCCUUACAACCACCAACAGCAGUACAGCCUUGUAAACCUCAGGCUGGCCAGCCUUAUAGUCCAGCAAAUAAACCGCCAUCACAGCAGUCUGGUGUAGUCGGCCCUAGGACUGUUGGUGGUGCCAAUAAUGUGGCAUUGUCAAGUCCAUUGCUUGUAAAUUUGCUGCAGAAUGAUGGAUCCACAGGUGUAUCUCCACCUGCAACAAGCUCAGGAGCAAACAAAAUGCUACCUCCUCCACCAGGGAGCAUCUCAAAUAUGGGAGAUAAAUCAGCAGUAGUUGGCAGGAUCAGAGUUCCACAACCCCAGUCAAUGCAGCAGCAACAGCAGCAGCAGCAGCUGAAGAAAGUUCCGAUGCGACGAAGACCAGGUGAACCUUCAACACCAGUGGGUGCUAUUACACUUCAGCAGCAUACAGACCUUACUUCUACAGCAUGCAAGCUUCAGCAGUUGCACCACCACACUUCCCACCAGCAGUCUGCCUUUGUGAGUGCAGUAGGUGUAUCAUCUUAUCAAGUUGGAAGUUCCUCCACUUCAUCUACACCUUCUCCACCAUCUGUUCGUACUGAUUCUCCAGGCUUGCAUCAUCGGACUUUGCAUAACCCACAGCAGGCUCUUGGAAUUUCUGAAACAAGUGUUACAAGUCAGCAGUCUUCUGGAGUUCCAGGACAACAGCUUGUAUCAAACUCCAUUGCCAUUGCAGCUUCUUCAUCUGUCCCUGCUCUUUCAAAUCAUCAGAUAAUCUCAACAGUCCCUUCACCUCAUCCCAGACAUCAUCCAUCUACGUCAGCUCUUCAGCAGAAGCUGUAUUCUUCAGGAACUCCACAAGAACAAUCUGCUUUUGCAUCCACAUCAAGAGGUCAUCAGAUGCAAGCAGGAUCAUUAUCACAUCAUCAUCAAACUCAGCAGCUUGCACAGGCUGUAACACACCAUCAGACACAACAGGUAGUUCAGUCUCCAGCAGCCUCUGUUAGGUUACAACAGCAACAAAGACUCUCCCCGCUUGAGAGGCUUCAGCCUUCAGCAACACCCAUGGCAGCUGGUGUUGGUACAGUCAUGACAUCUCGGAAUAAUGGCAAUGCUGUACUGACACGUCAGCAAACUCCACAUUUUACACAAGGUCCUGGAAUCCAAUCCACCUCAAACCCACCGCCAUACCCUCGCAUACAACAGCAGCAGCAGCAUCAACAAGCAAGGCUACACCAACAACUUCAACAAAGAACUUUGCAUCAACCACCAUCAAAGGAUCCAGUAACAAUCCAGCAACAGACUCAGCAGCAGCCACAAGUGAAAUCUCUAGCUUAUGGCCUUAACACCAGUGACUAUUCACGGCAAUAUGGAGAUGCUCGUGUAGGUAAUUCUUCAACUCUGGUCACAAAUACUUCGGGCAAACCCGUACCACAACAGUCUGUGCGUCUUCAACCAGGUACAAUGCUAACUUCAUCAGCAACAGUUGGAGCUGGUCAGAAUACUUCUGUAGGGGGUUGGCAGCCAGCCAGAGUUAGCCAGCCACAACAGAAUUUUGUCAUCGCAAAUCAUUCAUCAACACAGCAACCAUCACAGCAACAGCAGACUCAAAAUAAUGCUAGCAUGAUCCAGCAACAGAGAACAUUGUUUCAGCACCAUUACAUAACUCCACAUCAACCACAACAAUCCUCACAGGAUCAACAGGGUUGCAGAGAAAUGGGGGAGGCCCUCAAAAAUACUAGUCAGCCAGUGGCAAUAACAACAGAACCUAUUCCCAGUCCUCCUGCCUCACCUCCACCUCUAACUUCCCGUGGCAAACGUCGCCAGUUCCUUAUUAAUCCGUUAACAGGUCACUUGGAGCCAAUGCCAAGUGAGGACAGCAGUUCUGAAAGUGAACCAGAGAACCCCUCCAAUUCAGGAAUGGGGGGAAACUCCAAAGCCCAUGAUUCAGCUUUGGAUGAUCCUUUCUUUUACUUUCCUUCUCCUCUGAAUGAUCGAUCUAACAACUCUUUGUUCUCUGAUGACGACGAUGAUGUCAGCAGCACAGGUACUGUAUCCAGGAGAGCUGAUACAACUACCACAACAGAUCAGUCUGAUUCUGAGGCAACUGUGAGGUCAACUGGCAGUGAUGCAUCUUCUUCAACUGUUAGACACCAUCAUCAUAGGCCUAGGAAACCUUGCAGUCCUCCGCAACAGGUUCCUGCUCAAUCAGGAGGCCCAGGAGAAAAGAUCAAACUGCGGCUGAAGCUUGAAAAGAGUGAACCUGUGACCUCAGCUUACAAAGUUGAUGUCUCCUUUGUAAAUGUUCCCGCUGCCAGGAAAACUGAUGGGCGCUCAAGUUCCGUUGCCAGUGGACGGCUGUUUGGUGGGUCUGCAGGUGGACAGGCUGGUACAACAGGCCCCUCUAGUGUUGGUAGCUGUGUUGGAGCGAGUACACCAGGUCAGACUGGGGAAGAGCCUCGAGUUCCACCUCUACACAUUUCACUUCGUGGCCGGAACGCAGCUGUUGUUGUGAGUUCUCAUAAGGACAGCAGUAAGAAGUGGCAGCAUAACAAGGAUAUAUUUGGUAGUAAUAGUGGUGGUAAUAGUAGUAGUAGCAGCAGCAAUGUAAGUAAGUCUGGAGUGCCAUCUUCCACCAGCAAAAGAUCAUCAUCUUCAGGAAAAAUUAAUCGUUCUUCAAAAAUUCGUGACAGUGCAAAUUUGGUGGGAACUGGUGGAACAGAGGGUACAGUGGGGGAAGGAGGGGCAGGAGCAGUUGUUAGAAUAAAGAAACCUCCUUCAAGUGUUUAUACAACGUCAUUGCCCACAACAGGGAAAUCCAUCUCCUCAAGUGGUAAAAUUUCAACAAAAACACUUCUAAAAUGCAGUGCAAGUGAUUCAUCAUCUGUAAAGAGACAGCAGCACUUGAGUGCUUUGAUGCCAAAUGAACGGACGGUGGGAUCAGAUAUUGUUCCUAAGGUUAGAACAAAACUGAAAACUUCUGAUAAACGAGGUGGUGAACGUGAUCAUGACCGUGACUUGGAUGAUGUUCCAUUGAAGUCUCGUAUGAGGAACGAACCAGGUGAGGUCACAGGGUUAGGAUCAGGAGUAUCAUCUCAGCAGCGCGGGGGGAAAAUACCAGCUAGCGUUAGUACAACGGUUUCAGGAAAAAGUUGUCCUACUGCAGUGGGGGAUCCAGAGUUCACACUAUUAUGCCAGCAAAUGGAGAAGGAGAGAACUGGUUGCUCAAAGGCAACUCCAUCGGUAUCAGAACACAAGGUGUCGAGCAUGAGUGUAGGCAUUAAAACAAAGCGAAGGGACUCUAGAAAGAAAUCAUCUUCAUGUAAUUCAGGAAGUGAAAGUUCUUAUUUGCGAGAGCAGAAUUUGUUAUCUGGUGGUGGGCUAGUAGACAAUCAGGUUCGUGAUAGUUUGUCAGAUAAUUCUGCCAGGUGGAGGAAAAGUGAAUCAAGCCCAAACAUCUCUAAUAGUGCCACUCUGAGUGGGAAAGUGUCGCGGUCCCCAUCGCCAUCACUGAAUCGACGUAGCAAGUCGCAGUCUGAAAGGGUGGAUUCUUUACAGAAGAGUGGAGGGACAAGUUGUAAAGUGGGUGUCUCUCAGACUGCUAUGGUUAGAAGAGGUAGUGAGAGUGAUGGCAGGGGUGAGAAUGGUGCAAGGAACAGUGCUUCUGAUGAAAAAAGAAGGAGGCAAAGCUCAGAGGACAACAAGGAUCUUACAACAGGUUUUACAGAUUCUCAGGGUGGAUUAUCAGCUGUGAAAAUAAAGUCUCAUCCCAUUAUAAUGGGAGGGAAUUCCCAGAUGGUAUCUAGUAACACAGCUGCAAUCUUGGACUCUCACAGUGGACAUUCUCAGGAGUCAUACAUCAAUGUCCAUGGUGGACUGACAGCUAGUGCACUAAAACAGCAGUCAGUUUCUCAUUCAGUGCCAUCAUCCACUGUUGCAUCUAUCCCAAGCAUUUCAUCUUCCUCAUGGGUUGCUACUGGAAAGCAGCAUAGUUCUUCAUCUCUGCACACCAUAGAAAAGAAUAAAGGAGCAUCAAGAAAGGCUGUUGAUUUACAGCAGAGUAAGAUAGGAACACAAGUUAAUAGGACAUCAGUUGUAAACAGACUGGCAAAUGAUGUGUCAUCUAUUCACCGUAGCAAGAUAAAUCUCCCAGCAAGUGUGAACAGGAUUCCCCGGUCAGUUGAGGCCUAUAAGACUGUUGCAACAGAAAACUGUGUUACCAAGAAACAGCAGCAUUCUCAGCAUAGAGAUUUUCCAAACCAUAGUACAACAGUUAAGAGGAAAUUAGAAAGUACAGAACAGUGUAAAGUUUCAAGAAAUGUAGUCACUGUUGCCAGGGUUCAGACCAUUGCUAUGGCAGCGACAGCUUCCGAUGUUCCUAAACAUUCAGAGCCUCAUCCAAAGUCUAUUGAACAUCAUACACUGGCUAAGUCUUCCCCACCCACAUCUCUCCCUGUAGGAGACUUGGAUGUGUCAGAAGCAAAGGUGAAGCAGAGAUUGCUGGAGGAUGAUCCACCUCCACGAAAGAAACAUUGUAGUGAUUUGGAUCAAAUUACUACAAGAUUAACAGAGAAAAAGGAAAAAGAUGUAGGUUCUGGUGAUUUUUUGGCUACAUCAGUUGGUGAAACUGUAGUUACAGGGAGAAACCAGGCUGAAAACCAGGGUGUUGGCAGUGGAGCUGGUGGGGGUGGAGGUGGUGCUGAAAGUCCUUCUGGGGUUGGGGCAGGAGAACAGGGCAACACCCAAGGGGAGGAUUCUGGUAUUGAAUCAAUGGAUGCACUUUCAGAAAAGUCUCCUAAUCAAGGUGAAAGUCCGUGCCGUAAGGAAGAAAAGGACAAUGAAUGCUGCCAGUCUGCAGAUUCUAAUAAAAAUCUUAGUGCAGUGCCUUCAACAUUGACAUCAGUACCUUCUGCAAAUUCAACUUUAAAAGCAUCUGGUGAUAUUACAAACCCAUCCAUAGAAAAAAAUGAUACACCACCAGAAAACUCUUCAGAAUCAGAUUCUUUGGAUGAGAAGAAGAUUGAGGGUAAUGGCAGUUUAGAAAGUAAUAGUUCUGUUGUUAAUGCUGUGGGUACACAAAAGAAGAAUCGAGUUAUCUCACAUGGAUCUGGUAGUAAUGGAAAUUGUAAUUCUGAUGAUAAAGAGAAAGAUGGUAAGUCAGUGAAUGGAAAUUGUACUCACUUGUCAUUCAAUAGUAAUAAUACCAGUGAACAUUUAACAUCCUAUGCUGAACGAGAUGCUGUGUUCAGUAGAGAAAACAUUGACCAUGGUGAUACACAACAAUUACAAAUUUCUGCCAGUGGAGAUUCAGGUCUGGGACGUAGCAAUACCUCUGUCAGCAUAACUUCAUUGUCAUCAAUUAGUUCAUCCAAUGCAUCUGGUACAUCUUCAGCAACCAAAGUAGUUCCCAUAAAACUUGUCACUGUUCCAUCUUCUUCUGAUACAAAUUCAUCUUCAUCUCCUGUUAAAGUUCUGGUGUCAAAAGUGGGUUCUUCAUCCUGUUCUGGCACAUCAGCAGUUCCAGCAAUUGGUGGUGUAGUUAUGGUUUCAUCUGCUUCAAAUAUCUUAACCACAUCAGUUAACUCAGUUACUGGUGAUAUUGGCCAGUCUUUACCUUUAUCUGCUACAUCCAUAACGUGUACCACCUUGCCUACAAAUAUAACUACUGUUGGGGAAAGCGAGAAGCCAAAUGCUAUUUCCACUUCAGAAGAUAGGCACUCUGUUGAAGACAGAGAUAAGUGUCCAGGCUCACCAACAUUAGAAGAUCCUCAACCAAUACGCAUCACUCCACCUCUUUAUACUUACUCCAACCCUGAAAAACACCGAGAAGAUACACCUUCUCCUGCAGCUUUGGAUGAUGAUGAAAUUGAUCUGACUCUAUCACAGAGUGUCAACAGGAAAGAUGAGGGUAUUAAUUGUAGUAGUAGCAGCAGUAGGCGAAAAAGAAAACGCAAGCAGGAUUUACUUGAGGGCAGGCUGGAAGCAGACGACUCGCUUUGCAUUGAGGUGGCUGGUGGUGGUGGAAGUGAUAUGUCAUCUGGACACUUUCUAGAGGGAUUGGGUGGUGGUGAUGAUCAUACCUAUGUAGCCCGUAGCAACAAAUCUCAGCACCAUUCUUCUGGUCCUAAGUCCUUGCUAGAACAGUUACUGAUUGAAAUUCCAUCAGACACCGAGGCCCGUCGAAUCAGUUCACUAAGCACCAGGAGUACAAGAUCGAGUCAGAGAAGCCUUAGUCAUACUCAUAGCCCUGACCAGAAGAAUACCCCAAAAUCAAGCCCAGCAGGUCCAACUUCAAAGGAAGAGCAUUCAGGAUCUCCUCGCAGUACAUCCAAACCAAGUCCCACAAAUUUAGGAACACAAUUGUCCAGAGGAAGUAGUUCUACAAAUAUAAGCAAAAGAAAGCGGCAAGAAUCUGAGAGCAGUGUUGCUUCCAGUAUAGUUGCUGUAGAAGAACAGAGGCCAAAUAAGAGGAAGUGCUCUGAGAAUGCAGCAGAACUGAUCAAAGCUUGCAUGGGACUGGAAGAUGCUCCUACCAAGAGAAUAGGAGGGAAUCCUAAUCAUCCUGACCAGAAGGGUACUAAGACUGUUGCUGCUUUGAAGAAUCGGAGAGGUAUAGCAACAGCCAGUACAUUAGUAGACGUAGAUUCUUCAGAUGAUGAGCCACUGAUUGAAAUAGCUGGAAAGGGGCGGGGAACUCCUGGAGGUGGCUCAGAUGGGCGUUCCUCUCCUAGACCAAAGAGCAGACCAAGCAGCCGUCCUAGAGACGAAGAAUCUGCAAAGAAUAACAAUAGCAAUAGUGCUUGGAAUUCUCGUUCAAACCAUCGGUUGGGUGCAGUUAGUAAGCAUAGUAGCAUCAGUGUAGGACCAUCUCCUCAGCAGCAGUCACAUCAGAAUCAACAACAGCAGCACAAUCAGCAGCAACAACAACGCCGAUCUGUCCGCCAAACCAACCCAGGUCCAGCCUCUAGCUCUGGGUUAAAAUCUACCCAAGGUUCACCACCACCCAAUACAGUGACCACUGCCACUAACAGGCAAACUGCUGUAGGGGGAAGUAACAUCAGUACCAGAGGUGGAGCAAACAGAAUUACACAUGACACUGACGUCAGUACUCGGCGAAAAACAAGAAGUGGUGGAACCACCACAGAACUAGAUGGGGUUUCAAACAAGCGAAGAAGAGCUUCCCGUGAUGGCAAGUGACCACACGCUAUUGCUGGUUGGCAGAACCAACAAGAAGAACAAGAAAAACAGGAAAUUAAUGUUGUACAGGAUGAAGCUUAUGGAAAUGACAAACAAGUCAACUUGAUUUGUGAUAAUAUUUGAGACCACACAUACCAUGAUGAAAUUUGGCAAUAUCCCUACUUCUGUCACUUUUGAGUGUAAUAUAGAUACAGUGAUUUAAAAGUAUCUUAGAAACCUAUUGCCAGGUGUUCAGUAAUAAGUGUGGAGUUGCAUAUAAGAUCAAAUGUUACUUCAAGUUGGCUGAUUAAAACUACAGUAUCUGUGUACAUUUAAUUUGUGGUACCAUGAGAAGUAUUGUUCAUAAGAUUAUGCAUUGUAAGGAAUAGUAUAUAUUAAAUGGAUAUAUAAUUUGUUUUCAUAUUAAAUUUUUUUCAUCUGUAAUUUUAAUAAUUUUUCAAGCAAGUAUAAUGAAAGUUGGAGGUAGAUUAUACUGGCACAAUCAAGGACUUGAGAUUAACUCAGGUGUUGGAAAUGGAAAUUCUUGGGUUAAAGUGCCUUUUGAAUUUUUCAGGGAUUUUAAAAAUCAUUGUAAGAUGGUAUGUAGUAGGCCUUCAAAGUAAUGUCCUCAACCAGAGAGAGAGAGAGAGUAGCUUUGCUGGCCACAAAGAUGGUAUUUCUUCCAAAUAUUUUGGUAUGUUCUUCACUGUCUGCUUGAAGCAAAGUGAAAAUGGUACACAAGCAGGUACACAGUAAACUGUAGCAUGAGCCACCAUUUAAUUUGUUGCUCGUUGAAAUUUUAUUUUCUCAGAAAUUUUAUAGAACUGAAAAUCAUCUACUUGUUAUCCUGAUAUUUUAUUUCCUCACAAUAUUCCUAUCCUUUAUAUGUAGGUGAUAUGGAGCAUGCAGUAUAUUUUAAUGGACAAUUUGAAGUACAUUAUAAUAAAUAAGCCAUAAGAACAUGUGGCUGGCAUGUAGUUAAGUUUCUGAACAUUUCUUGUAAUUUUACAUGGAACAACCAGUUACAUUAACCUUCAUUAUAUAUGAAAUUCACAUAGGAAGUGGUGAAUAUAAGUGCUAAAAUAACUUGUUGCUGCCAUAUUACAAAGAUGGAUUGUAAAGAUCAGUUUCUUUUUUUAUAUCUUCAUCUAAGGUGUAUUGUCUCAUACCUUUGCAAUUUGCAGUGAGUUGUCUGUAACAUGAAGAAAGAAUGGUAAAUUAAAUUUACUGUUUUACUGUCAUGGAUCGGGAUUAAACAUGAAUGCCAAAUCUAUAUAAAAGUAUAGAAAUUGGAGUGAUUAAUAUAUUAAUAUUACUACAAAAAUCUCUUUUAUGUCAAAUAUUUACUGAAGAUUAUGCUGUUGCAAAGAGAUCAGAGACACCGUCACCGCCGAUUAUUAUAUCCCAAUGUGAUGUAUUGUAUGUGGAAGGUUCUUGGACAUUGUACAAAUUGCUAGUGACAUCAGUUUAGUCAUUGGUUUAGUAUUUCCUGUAGGAUUUGAUUUUAAUGUUGUAACCAAAAGUUUUUAUAUAUGGUUGCUGGCAUGCAAAGCUAUGUGGCUUGGAGACAUCUAAGUUUGAAUGUUUCUGAACUUCAUUCAAAACAAAAACUUGUAGAUGGACAAAGCUCUAGAACAUAGUAACUGAGGAAGAUCAGUCUUGAAGGAAUAUAGAUGAAAGACUGCAAUGGGAGUUGUGUAUGUUCUAUUUAUACCUCAUUGUUGGCUUCAUUCCAGUCACUUGAAUGCAACUUCUAUUGUUUCAUUACCAUUUGGUAAAUGGUAAUUUAACUCUCCAUUCUUUUUCAUCUGAUUUCAGAAGGGUUAGGUAGUGUUGUCUGAUUUGGUCCAAGACGUUAAUUUUCUGUUUGCAUAUCAUGUUGCAUAAGAAAAGAGUGUUACUGUGUUACUUGUUUUGUUAUGAUUGACAGAUAUCAGAUGAGGUUUUUUUUUAUUCUGAUGAAGAACUUACAUAAUUGUUAGGGGAAUGGAUUUGUGUUUUCUUUUGAAGGGUUAUCAACAGAGUAUUGAAAUAUCUGUGUUCAGGUGUGAAUGUUAAAGUUACAAUAACUGUUAAAUUUUACUUUCAACCUUUUAAUGUAGGUUUGUGGUUUAGAGGGUUGGUGGCAUAAUUAGUGUAUUAUCAUGGCCAGUACAAGAUACAUUAUAUUUAAUUUUUCACUCUAGUGGUAUGAAUGCAUACUGCAACACAAAGUAGUCACAGGAGUGUUUGAAUUUUAAGAAAUUUCUUUUUUCUGGAACUAUUUCCCUGCCAUUGAAUGGAGGUGAAAAUUAAAGGAGAUAUUGAGGUUUGUUUGCGAUAAAAAUGUUAUCGUCUGUGGUGGACUACGGCAAAGAUUUUAUGUAUAUAUAUGUUUCUCAUUUCUUGGAAGAAGAAACGUAACUUAUGGCAUGCAUGAGUUGUGUUGUGAAUGUACAUGUUUGCAUACUUGGGGAUGAGACAUUGUGUUGUGUGCUUGUAGCUUAUUCACCCUCUUGGAUUUCUAUAAUUUGUGUUUAAUAUUUCCAAUGAACACACAUGGUUUAUCAGAGAAUAGAACAAGUCAUUGCUUAUUUCAUACUGAUUCAAGAAGACAGGAAGUAAUUAGUUUUAAAAUAUUUUAGUAUCAUAAGCAUUAUUAACCUUCUUUCCUUGUACCCUUGAAAUUGUAUUAUGCUGUUGGGAAUAAUUUAUUUUGUCUUUAAUUGAAAAGGAACUGACAUUAUGAACAAAUUCAUCAAGGACAUGUGUUUUUAUAAAUGGUCAGCUUUUUAAAUUAAAUUUGCAAUUUUGAAUUUAUGGUCUUAAAACACAUGUAAAUUAAAACUUCAUUGAAACUUCCCUGGAAAUGCUAACAGAUUACUUAACAUCUAGAUAUGAAAUGAGUUUAUGGAUUUUCUAUUCCUCUGCUUGUUUUUGUUAAAAGCCUUUGUGUGACCAUUGGGUAUUAUCAUCAUUUUUAUCAUUAAUAUAUAAACUUUGUACAAAAUAUUAUUAAGACACAGUCUCUAGAAGUGAUGACAUGUAUAUAGAAGUUGUUUUUUAGGUAAAUAUGUAAUUAGCUAUCAGCUGUGUAUGGUUGAUUUAAUUUUGAUUAAUUAGAUCUACUAGAUUUUAUGUAUAUAUACUACAAAGGAAAUGUGAAAAUUUGUGCAGUUAUGAAGAUGUUAAUUUUAACUGAUAUAAUUUUGAAACAAAGCCAUGUGUCCCAUCCUUUUAUCUUUUGCAGGUUGGAAAAAUAUUCCUCCCAGUCUCGAGUUGUGAUCCAUUUUCUCACUCCAGAUUAAUAUUAUUAUUGUUGUUGUUGUUGUUAUUCUUUGUAUGAGUGCGUGUGUGUGUGAGAAUUUAUGCUUGUUUUAUGUGAACUCAUUGAACACUAGUAAAGUAAAACCACAACCAUAUGUUAAUAUAUAUAUAUAAUCUGUGAAUUUUUUCUUCAUUCAAGUGGCAUUGUGGGAAAUUGGUGCAUUUUUACUUUUAACUGAACCUCUGCCAAAUGUCAGAAGUCGGGGCUAUGGAUGCAUGUGCAUUUUCACCGGAGUUUUUUUAAGAUACCAUUAUUAUAUUAUCACAGUUCUAUUAUUGAUCGAUUAUAUUAUAAAUAUAUAUAUAAAAUAAUGUAAGUCUUGUGAAAUAAUUUGUAAAUAAUGUUGUACAUAAUUUCACUGAGAACUAGUUUCUAAACAAAACAAAAUGUAUAUUGUACAGAAAUUCCCAUCUAUUAUAGGCUUCUUUGUAUUUUAGUACAUACAACAAUGGAAACAAAACAUUGUCAUUAUUACUAUUGUAGCUUUGGAGUCAAAUGAAGUCAUUUAAAGAAAAUGUGGAAUCAGUUAUUGUACCUCACUUGUAGCUGUAGUGAUCUGUUAAUAGAAGAAAGAACAAUUAUUAUGUUACUCUUAA
Messenger RNA from Zootermopsis nevadensis, 12643 nucleotides. RefSeq lists its product as uncharacterized. The record is from RefSeq and is a predicted model, not a curated record. Gene Ontology annotation, biological process: positive regulation of transcription by RNA polymerase II. Lineage: Eukaryota; Metazoa; Arthropoda; Insecta; Blattodea; Termopsidae. Gene Ontology annotation, cellular component: transcription regulator complex; nucleus; histone methyltransferase complex.